AUGGCAUUUUACUCAACACCCCGAGGUCAUCUUGGCCAUAUUUGCGGGUUCUACUACAAUUCCAGAAGCAAUGGUUAUCUCCAGAAGAACUACCUCCCACAGGUUGAGCUUCAAGCUCACACCACUAUUCUGGCGACUACGUCCCGGACGCUACUCACACAGAAAUUUGUGAAUCCUUCCAGCGAGAGAGGCAUUCGAGAGGUCCGCUACGUGUUUCCGCUGUACGAUGGAGUGAGUGUAGUAGGCUUUACAUGCCAUGUUGGUGAUCGCACAAUCUUGGGCGAGGUCAAGGAGAAAGAGAAAGCUCGUGCCGUGUUCAAAGAAGCCGUCGCAAAAGGCCAGACGGCCGGCUUAUUCGAACAACUGCCCGAGGCCUCUGAUGUCUUCACAAACACUGUCGGCAACAUACCGCCUGGUGCAGUCGUCGUUGUCGAGAUUUCCUACCUAGGAGAACUCAAGCAUGAUAUGGAGGUUGAUGGUAUUCGAUUUACGAUCCCAGCAAUUAUCUGCCCUCGCUACGGAGAUUUUUCCUCUGGUUUCCGGCCGCUUGCAGCUGCAGCUGCAUCUGCACUAGGUAGUGGUAUCUCCAUUACCGUUGAUGCGGAGAUGCCAGACGGGUCUUUCAUCCAGAAAAUGCAGUCACCGUCACAUCCUAUCUCCAUGACCAUGGGCACAAUAUCAUCGGAACCAGAUGCCGAGCCUAUGAUGACGAAGGCUUCUGCGUCUCUGACCUUGGGUACCGCAGAGCUUGACAAGGACUUUGUUAUGCAAGUCAUCGCAAAGAACACUGGUGUACCAAAAGCUGUGCUGGAAAACCAUCCUACCAUCGCGAAUCACCGGGCCUUGAUGACAACGUUGGUACCCAAGUUUUCCCUACCUGCAGAGAAGCCAGAGCUUGUAUUUGUCUGUGAUCGUAGUGGCAGCAUGAAUGGAACUAGUAUGGAGCUCGCCAAGCAGGCACUCAAGGUGUUUCUCAAGUCUCUGCCUGUUGGAGUCAAGUUCAAUAUUUGUUCCUUUGGCUCAUCGUACUCCUUUCUCUGGAAGAAGAGCGCGAGCUAUAAUCAGGAGAAUCUCGACGAAGCAGUCCGUCACGCUGAACAGUUCUCGGCCAACUACAAUGGAACGGAGAUGCUGGCGCCUUUGAAAGCCACAAUCGAUCAGCGGUACAAAGACAUGCCGCUUGACAUCAUUCUGCUUACGGAUGGCCAGAUUUGGGAUCAAGAGCGGCUGUUCUCGUACCUCAAUGAAGCCAUCACAGGAAGCAAACAGCCCGUUCGGGUCUUUACUCUUGGAAUCGGCAAUGGCGUCUCUCAUGCUUUGAUAGAAGGCGUUGCUAAAGCUGGCAAUGGAUUCUCACAGGCAGUAGGAGCGGGCGAGAAGAUGGAUGCCAAAGUAGUUCGAAUGGUAAAAGGAGCAUUAUCGCCUCACGUGAAUGACUACACUCUCGAGGUAAAAUACGCUAAUAAGACGCCGGAUGAAGAGGAGGAAGACUUUGAGAUCAUUGAGAAAGUUACAGACAGUCUGAAGGUCAAGCUGGAUAUCAGUGACACAAAAGUCGCUACCGCACCCGUGAGUACCGGUCCAAGAGCAUUGCCACUUACUUCCACUAAUUGUCGACACAAGAAACCAAUUUCGCUCUUCGACACUUCUGUGGACCUUGACAAGCCGGAGUCCCCGGUAGAUGACGACACGGGCGAGCAAAAGUACGCACACUUGCCGACACUUGCAGUGCCCAAAAUUAUUCAAGCACCGCAGAACAUCCCAUCGCUCUUCGCCUUCAACCGAACAACAGUUUAUCUUCUUCUCGGUCCAGACGCACCAAAGGCUACCCCGAAGUCAGUUCUUCUCCGUGGCACAAGUGCUCACGGGCCGCUCGAGCUCGAGAUACCAAUUGAGAGCUUGAGCCAACCUGGGGAGACCAUCCACCAGCUUGCCGCCAAAAAAGCCAUUUCUGAGCUCGAGCAAGGACGUGGGUGGCUUUCCGAGGCGAAAGACGACACUGGCGCACUGCUCAAGACUAAGUUUGAAGGGCGCUAUGACGACAUGGUCGAGCGAGAAGCCGUACGUCUGGGCAUUCAGUUUCAAUUCGGCGGGAAAUGGUGCUCCUUUGUCGCCGUAGAGUCGAACAAGCGCGCGAGCGAGGACUCGAGGAAGGAAGUUGAGCGGUGGGAGUGGGUUGAGGACGAGACUGAAAUACGUAGUCCAGAACAAGGAGCCCCGCAGCAAAUAAUGCAACAGCAGCAGCAUUUCGAGGCAGCUUCAGUCAACCUUGGCUCUAUGUCAAAUAAGAGAAGCCACCCGAGCAUGUCGGCAAGCCUCUCUGCAUUUACACCGUUAGCUUCACCUGCAACACUGUUUGGACCACGAGGAGGAGGAUACAGGUCAGUAGCCAGUCCAUUCGCUCCUGCAUCGCUGCAGAACCAGGGAACGACUCCCUUCGCUGGCCCAAAUGUACCAGCUACCUCGUCUUCGGGGCUUUUUGGAGCACCACAAGGCGGAUAUGCGGCGAGUCAGGGAGCGAGCCUUUUUGGUGGCGCAUCUACGCCAGCUGGCUCAUCCUCAGGGCUAUUUGGAGCGUCGUCAGGAGGGGCAUCUACUUCAACAGUCAAUCCAUUCGGCCCUGCACCUCUACCUCCCCCGCCACACGCAAUCCAGCAACAAAUGCGGAUGCAGCAGCAGCAAGCUCAAGUUCAAGCGGGAGCUGGAACACAAGCACCACAAAUGGCUCAGCAACAAGCCAGACAGCUUCAAGACUACCAGCAGGGCCUGAUGAUGCUCGAGCAACAGAACAAACAACGCCUCGUCAUGGGCCGCGCAGAUAUGUCUGCGCCUCCACCUCCCGCGCCAUCUGCGGUCUAUGGCCAACCUGAGCGUGAGUUCGCAACGAGCGUCGGCAGCGGCGCGACCGCACCCCCUCCUCCGGAACCUCAUCUUUUUGGCGCAGCCGCUCCAUACGAUCUCGGCAAUAAGCCCGAUGCUGACAUGGGUGACUACGACCUGUCGAUUAAUUCUGACCGUGACAUUCUCGAGCAAGACGGGAAGGUAGCCAGUCCACAGUACUCGCCUGUCAGUCCUCAAUACUCUCCCGUGAGCCCGGGCAGUGUGAAGUACUCGCCCACGUCCCCGACUUAUGUGCCAACAAGUCCUGGCUAUGCGACUGGCGGAGGAGGGUUCACGGCAUAUGGCGGUGGGUUCACGGCAUAUGGCGGCAGUGCGACGGAAGAAAAGAAGGUGCCGAAGGAGGAAGAGCUUUUGCAUCGUCUGAUUUCGCUGCAGACGUUUGAGGGCCAAUGGGUACCUGCUGGAUCGUUACUACAAGAUCUUGAGAUCACUGAAGAGCGGUUGGCUGGUGCUGCGGCGAAGGUGGGUAUAGAAGCAGAGGUCUUCCUUACUGCUGUUGUUGUGGCGGUGUUUGAGAAGAAGUUGAAAGAGUUCGAGGGGAGCUGGGAGCUUGUGGUGGAUAAAGCAAGGGCGUGGUUGGAGGAGCAUGGUGUGAAGGAUAUUGAGGCGGUUAUUAAGGGGGCCGGCAUGUUAGUCAAGUAG
Messenger RNA from Parastagonospora nodorum SN15, 3543 nucleotides. RefSeq lists its product as hypothetical. The transcript has a single exon. Gene Ontology annotation, biological process: transcription by RNA polymerase II. Bases 1 to 3543 code for a protein of 1180 amino acids. The record is from RefSeq and is a predicted model, not a curated record. NCBI's taxonomy places the organism in Eukaryota, Fungi, Ascomycota, Dothideomycetes, Pleosporales, Phaeosphaeriaceae. Gene Ontology annotation, molecular function: DNA binding.